GAUAACCAACCAAUCACAGUUCACAUAAUCGCUUCUCUUGCCAGCUUAGAAUAAUAUUAUUAAAACAAGCGAGCGAGUCUGGUUUUAGGAGUAGGUUAUGUUGAAACGACAUAGCAAAGGUGGAGGACGGCUGAGGACGGAGUAAAAACUUUCUCUCUGAUUAACUUUCUGGGAAUGCUCUGUAUUUUGUAUGGCUGAACAGGACAUCGGUUCUCUCAAAGGGGUUGGAUUUUAUCUACCGUUUUCAUAUUAUUUUUUGGAAACUUUUGUCGUUCAUGGACUUACUGUGUACAUACUUUAAUGUCUUAAGCGCUAGAAAGGACGUGGUCGAAGAGCAAAGCAUACCUGUUUAUUAACUUACAACCAUGUCUAUGCUUCCAACGUUUGGCUUUACGCAAGAGCAAGUCGCGUGCGUCUGUGAAGUUCUCCAACAGGGUGGCAAUAUCGAACGUCUCGGGCGCUUUUUAUGGUCUUUACCAGCUUGCGAGCACCUCCACAAAAACGAGAGUGUUCUCAAAGCUAAAGCUGUGGUUGCGUUCCACAGAGGAAACUUCAGAGAGCUUUAUAAGAUUCUCGAAAGCCACCAAUUUUCUCCCCACAACCACCCGAAGCUACAGCAGCUGUGGCUCAAAGCGCACUAUAUUGAGGCGGAGAAGCUCCGGGGCCGUCCUCUCGGGGCUGUGGGAAAGUACCGUGUCCGUAGAAAGUUCCCACUGCCUCGGUCCAUAUGGGACGGCGAAGAGACGAGUUACUGUUUCAAAGAGAAGAGCCGGAGCGUGCUCAGAGAGUGGUACACGCAUAACCCGUACCCUUCCCCGCGAGAAAAAAGAGAGCUUGCAGAAGCCACCGGGUUGACUACAACACAAGUCAGUAACUGGUUCAAAAACAGACGGCAAAGAGACCGCGCUGCAGAGGCCAAGGAAAGGUACGAGGAAAACAACGAGAACAGCAACAGUCACAACCCAUUGACUUCUUCCAUGAAUGGAAAUAAAACUAUUUUGGGGAGCUCGGACGACGACAAAACGCCUUCGGGAACGCCGGAUCACACGUCCUCGAGCCCAGCUAUGCUCCUCACAUCAAACUCGGGAUUGCAGUCGCUGCACGGCCUUGCACCGCCACCGGGACCCAGUGCCAUCCCGGUGCCCAGUGCAGACUCGGUGCACCACCACCACUCUUUGCACGACACUAUACUGAACCCUAUGUCGUCUAACUUGGUGGAUCUGGGCUCCUAAUCAGCGGAGCCUGCUUGGACGGAGACUUUGUAUGUGUACAUGGAUGUGUGAGACACGCUUCAGGCACUUGAGGCGAGGUGUAAAGGCGGAAGGAACGAAUGGACUCUUUAGGGGGCUUCUGUGAUGUGCAGCACGGUGAGACGUGAGAUGGUAGUCCAUAGGAGUUUAGUUGAAAGGUAUUUUACCGGAAUGUAAUAACAUGUUAUAUUGUUGAAAACAAUAAAAUGUCUUAAUUCUUGUUACUAUUAUCGUUAUUAUUUUAGGGGAUAGGCGCGUGUAAACUCAGUCAGGUAGGCAUCCCCACGACCUUUCGUUUACACAGGUUUUCCAAGAGAGCCAAAUUCAGUUUAUUUUGUGUUGUAUGGGGUAUCUUAGUAUAAGUAUCUUGCAUCACAAAAGGCGCCUGUGAACAACUAAAUAUAUUAUUUUAUUAUUUGUAUUUUCAUUUGGAAAACGACUGCAUGUAAACUUUGCGAUUAACAAUAAAACAUAAACAAACGAUCCAACUACAGUUUCAUGUACCUUUACAAUGAAAAACAAACAAGAAAUGCAUUUAUUAACAGGAGAACGUGUGUGAUUUCCCACUAAGUUUAUCCAGCUUUUGUUGCUUUUUGUUUUGAGAAGUGUUAUUUUUUCAAAAGCCUCCCCCGAGAGAUCUUUUUUUAUGGGAUGGACAAUUAAUGGUCUUUGUGGUAAAAAAAAAAAAAAAACUUUGUGAAUCGAACACCCUGAUUAUGAAAACGGUUUGAAAAUAUAAUGUCAACAGGUGCUUAGCUCAUGGCCAGAAUUAUCCAUUUAAAAUCUCUCAGUUUACAGUUUGACUCGCAAUACGCAUUUAAAAGGUCCUGAUAAAUGCUUUCUAAGAUUGUAUAUUAUUAUUGUUGAGUGGCGCUUGCCACGAUGUUGUUUGCAGGAUAUUAUAGACAGUAUAUACGGAUCAAAUUCAGCAGUUUAAAAACUAUGGGUGUAGAGAUAGAUAGGUUACUGUAUAUGCGCUUUAGUUUUCAAGUUGAUGCUGUGAAACAGUAUCAAUGUUUGAAUUGAAGAAGUGACAUUGCAUUAUGAAGCCUUUGGAAAGACUGUUCAUUCAGUGUACAUUACGACAUGUGUUGCAUUUAGACUAUAGCCUUGAACAGUUUAACAUAUCAUUGUGCAUGCAGAAAUGCUUUGCAAUAAUAACUAUAUUCAAAUUACACGUGUCAGGAACCAUGCGCUGUUGUAUUAAAGUCCGUUUUUAACAUGUCCAAUGAUUAGCAUAAUUAUGUUUAUGGCAUAUGAAAGUGUAGGUCUAAGCCUGCUUUUUUUAACUUUAAUUCAAAAACGUUCGUUCACAACUGUCAGAAGCCUGGCAGUUACUAACAAACAAGUUGGUUGAAGUUGGAUGGACUAUCCUUGAUGUUCAGGUGAUGACAUCUAAUCUGUCCUCGCGUCGAUGAUGGAAACAAAAGUACGGCGUUAGCAGAGACAUAAAAUAAAUAACUAAAUACAAAACUAUAACUUGUGUUGAAAGAGGACUCUGUUUGAACAGCUUCAUCACAACUUAACCCAAUAUUUUAUGUUUUCCAAAGGUGUACAGAAUGUUUUUCUUCAAAUGGCUAUGACUUCGCCUCAUUUUCAGGAUGUCAGUAUUUGCAUUGUUUGUACAGUGGCUAUUUGCAGAUAUAAGACCACAACUUGCAAGAUGCUUUUCUGCUUCAUUAGGUCCUGGCCAUGGAAAUGUUCAUGACCUUGUUAUUUGUUAUGAUGUAACUGCUAAUAUAAUAUAACAUACAUUUCUUAAACACUUAACCAAAAUGAUACUGAAGUAACUAAAGUACAAACAUAUACUAAAAGUAGCUGAUGGAAUAUUGAAUAUCAGAGACUAGUUGUGCAUGAUCACCCAUGCUCUUGUGUUCACAUGUUUGUAUUAAUCGUAUUAUUUAAAUAAGCCUACAUAAACAAAACAGUUUGAAGAUGAAUUCUUCAAAGUUAUUCUCGUUGAACAGGUUUAAGAUCAAAGAUUAGACUGUAACAAAACAAAUAGACCUAUUGAAAUUCUCGAGAAGAGCAAGGUGGUCAUUAAAUUCUGUGUUUCUCCUGCUGAGCAAUGCUGAUGUUUUACCAGCGCGUGAGUGCAGCACAUGUUCUUGGAAAGGGGUGGGGAAUGCUGUUAAACUUUUGGGCUAAAGAUGUUAGGGAAAUCUGCCGGCCAAAGCUGGGCUAACAAGACUCCCACUGGGUAUAAAUGCUGCGCAUUGUAGAUAUUUAGUUGGAAUCUUAGUUUACGGAAAAGGGACUCUUAUUCGGCAACCAUACGAAAACCAAUGGAAUCUGAAUAAAAAGAAUACACUUUAUACAUAAACAAAGGCCCUUUUAAAUGACAUGAAUUAGAUAUAGGCCAAUCCAUAUAAAACAAUAACUAGGCUAAACUUAAUCUGAAAACCGAAGAAUUUCCAAGUAUAACGGGACCAAAGUGACAUGACAAAUACUAUUAGCCUCCAGCGUGCAUCGUUUGAUCAAUGUCAUCGCUGUGGUUUAUAAACAUCUCAGGUCAGGACAGUGCUUAAAAACAGUCAUGCUGGCAAAUAAACUAUCCCUCUGCUUCAAUACUGCUCAGGAAUUUGUCGGAUGAAUACGCUACAAUAAAAUACAGUGCAGCCUAUAUGCUGUUGAGCCUGUUGCAAAUGUGAACAAAUCAAUCAUAGAUUAAAACUGUAGUUAUUUGGCAAAUAGCAAUACCUUGAGUUGAAGGCAAAAUGCUUGAUGCGCGCAUCACUUCACGCACGUGGACAUGCUUUACGCACGCAAUUGUCCAUGACACAUUGUCGAUUGUCAAUGUGUCCUGUUUCAGAAUUUCAGAGUUUCAGUUAUUUGCCGUUCUACGUAAGCCUACUUAGACAACUGGUCAUCUUUAUGCUACCAUAUUGUUGGCUACCCGACACACAUAGUUUUUCUUAAAGGCAUGUAUCAACUCCAGUUUGCAUAUGUUUCU
Messenger RNA from Hypomesus transpacificus, 4203 nucleotides. RefSeq names its product SIX homeobox 2a (gene six2a). The record is from RefSeq and is a predicted model, not a curated record. Lineage: Eukaryota; Metazoa; Chordata; Actinopteri; Osmeriformes; Osmeridae. Gene Ontology annotation, biological process: regulation of transcription by RNA polymerase II. Gene Ontology annotation, molecular function: DNA-binding transcription factor activity, RNA polymerase II-specific; RNA polymerase II cis-regulatory region sequence-specific DNA binding. The coding region runs from base 366 to 1232 and encodes 288 amino acids. The transcript is spliced from 2 exons. Gene Ontology annotation, cellular component: transcription regulator complex; nucleus.